Molecule: messenger RNA, 3791 nt
Organism: Fopius arisanus
Lineage: Eukaryota; Metazoa; Arthropoda; Insecta; Hymenoptera; Braconidae
Exons: 6
Coding region: 971-3130 (719 amino acids)
Biological process (GO): regulation of transcription by RNA polymerase II
Cellular component (GO): nucleus
Molecular function (GO): sequence-specific DNA binding; DNA-binding transcription factor activity, RNA polymerase II-specific
Source: RefSeq, a predicted model, not a curated record
CACGGUGGCUCCUUUCCUCAGACACGAGGCCACCACGCAGCUGCCAGUCCCUCCAUAAAUCCUCAUUUCCCUUCGCAAAAUUAUCAUCUCAACCCCCCAGUGCCCCCCAAAUACCCCUCAUUACCCUCCCACGUACCCCUCAGUGUACAUCACCCACAUCACCCCCUGUCAAACCUCAAAAAAAGUGCCAAAAUCGCACCCCCUCAGGGGUUGUUUCACCCAAAGUGAAAGUGACGUCACGUGACCAACAAAUUCGUGCAAAAACUCGCGUGUAAACAACAGUACCUAACCUAGUGAAAUAAUUCAACGAGUGUUAAUUAUUCGUCUGGAGAACGAUUUGUCCGUUGAACCCAUUUUAUCCAACACCAAAAUGCUACCUUAUCUCCAUUAUCUCCAGAGAUAUUCAAGUUCAAACAUUGGGAUGUGCCAGUGCCAGUGCCAGUGCCAGUGCCAGUGCCAAAGGCUAAUCUAAAAAUUUCUCAUUUCAACAACUCGAAAAAAAAUAGGAAAUUGACCCCUCCGGUCUUGGUACCUCACGUAAACAAUUCCAUCUUCCAAUAAUGGACGGCUUUUUCUCCGGCGCUAGAUAACAAAAAAGACAUUGAGAUAAUAUCCAUAACAACAAUUAAAAUUCCCCGGGAAAAAUCAGCACCAAUUACAAUCCCCCAACACUGUGUGAAAAUCAUUUUGAAAAUUCGAAAAAAAAUCUCCAGACAAAUGAUCAAGCUGUCAUUUUCGUUAAAUUAAUUUUGACACGCUAAAAAAAUUGCCACUCUUUCAUAUUUUAAAACAGAAAAUAAUCGGAGGAUGCGAAUGUGGAGAUAACGAUAUUAAUCGCGAUAUCGAUAUAUAAUCAACUGGAUUUUUGGAGGGAAACUUGAGUUAGUAAAAUCGUAAAAAGUGAAUAGAAUAGGGAGAAGUGAAGUGGAUAAGUUUCUUGUUAAAAAUCUUGACAAUUGUUGAUUGAAAAAUGCCUCAAUGUGCUGUAGCAACAUGUAGAAAUAGUCACCGACGUACGCGUGGUCGACGUAUCCGUUACCAUCGAUUCCCCCAGAUACCGGAAGUACGUGCUAGAUGGGUACGCGCCUGCGGACGUCCACCCCUGUCUAAUGGCGAUGUACCAUUUAAUAUACAGACAGCCCGUAUUUGCUCCCUACAUUUUACCAAUGAUUCGUACGAGAAAGACAUGGAGCAUCUAGUUCUUGGACUUCCGGUGCGCAGUAGGCUGCGUCGUGGUGCUGUACCAACAAUUGGAGUUCCUGUUAAUGUACAGCCCGUGACGAAGAUGCUCGUUGAUGACGCCAAGAGGUCAAUUCUCAAGGUCACACAUGGAAAAUAUGGAAAAGAUGGAAAGGAUGGGAAGUAUGGCGAUGAGGGGAUCAGGAGUCAUGACGAGGGAAUUAGAUACUACAGAAAAUUUAAUGAUGAGGAUGGCAAUGUUUGCCAGCAAUUAUUAUCGGGGGAACAGCAGAAAAUGGCGGGCAUUGAUGUGCUACUUGCACUUGGUCUCAAACCCGCAUCGAGUUUAAAUAAAAUGCACGCAAUGGACUGUGCGACAUCGAGUCCAUCGAGUGGUAAAGCCGAAAAAAGAGAGGACGACUCGCGAAAUUCACCGAAGGUACCCCAGAACCGUCAGAAUGGUGCAGCACUUCCUGAGGAGACAGCUACCCCGGCAGUUGUCAAGAAGGAGAAUCAUUCUGACGAGGAGUUGACAGAUAGAAAAAAAACAAGAAGUAAAGAUCGAAAGAGAAAGUCAACCGAGGAGUCAUUUGCCAAUGGAAAUCCCAAGAGGAUAUGCUUCGAGCAACGAGAGAGGUUUAUCGAUUCUCUGGUAGGAUGCGACAGGAUCAGCCCCGAGGAACUCGCCACAAGAGCUGAUGAACUUCGAUCUGAAGUCCAGGCAUUGGACGAGUUGGCGAGAGCAAAAGAGAUGGAGUGGAAUGAGAUCCUCUCGAUGAGGAAAUUGAAAGAGGAGGCGUACCUCCGGGUGGAACGAAAGCGCCAAGUCCUGGGAUAUCUCGAGAGUAACGGUCAGAUAACCGAGACAAUUCCCUCAGCGAGUUUAUCCCUUGCCCCAGACUGGGAGCCCCCAGUUCAUCAGGAUCCCCAGCCUCCGAAGGACAUCCCCCAGGACCUGGGACACCCCCCAGUCUCCAAGAGUCCUCUUGAACCCCAGACGAUUCCCCAGAAGUCCCAGAGUCGGCAGCUGACGGUUUCCCAAGUGUCCAAUCGUCUACCCCAGGAGAAACGAUCCAAAAGGACGCAGGAUGUUCACCAGGACUCGAGGCAAAUUGGCGAGGGUAGACAGGGGCCUCUUCUCGAUGUCAGAUCAGUUAUUGCUGAGCACAGGCUACGACACCCUGAGACUGUACCCAGGAGGGGCAGGAGAAUGAGAAAUUCAGUGAAUAUUGGACUUGGCGCUGGUGGUGGAGUCGUCGAGACUGUUCACGACUCAAGGCCGUCCAGCACUGACUCGUGCAAGUCUGGAUCCAAUCCUGAUGUUAAUUACAAGGACAUUCAGAUACAAUUUGCUAAAUAUGCCAGGCAAGAGAUGACUGGAACGGUCAAGACACCCCAGAAUUAUCCUGAUGUCACUCUACAUCCUGUUGCUUCUGGGCCAACACCUGGGGCUAAUCCUGGGGGACAGGGGAGUCUACUUCAUGGAAUACUCACGAAAAGUCACAGUCCUAGGCCCACGACAUUCUCACCGACUCUUGCCAAACUUUUAACUGCCCCUGAGAGGGACAGGGGACAGGCACAAGUCGCACAGAUGGUUCAGGGUUUUCAGGGGAACACGGGGGUCUCCAUCAGCGAUCUUUUAAAUUCUUCCAAGGCUAGACGGGAAAUCACCAUAACUCCAGUUGGAAAUACUCCCCUCCAAUCUUCACAUCCCAAUAAUAUUGUUCACGUGGAGGAUGUGGAAGAGGAGAAUUCGCUGAUCGAGGAGAGAGACUCGAGGCGAACAUCAUCUAGGGAUAACAGAGAGGACAGGGACACACCACCCAGGUGUCAAGGGUGCCAAGAGCGUGCUGCACAGUUCGUCUGUGCUGGAUGUGGAAACCAGUGGUACUGCAGUCGAGAGUGUCAAGUUUCCGCCUGGGACGAGCACUCGGAGGUGUGCUCUGGCUAGCAUUAGAUGACUUCUCAAUGACGUUUACAACCCCCAAAAAACCGCAAUUAACAGCCCAAACGUCGAUUGAAUAAUCUAGUCAAGAAUUUACUAAAAAAAAAAUGAGAGAAGUCUAAACCCAAGAGGAAUUAAUGUUUCUACCAUAGUUUUUCACUCGACACUUACACAAUUAUAUUUUUUACGUAAUUGUCUGUGAAAGCCGAGGCUAAUGACCACGAAAGACAUUUUAAAAAAUGUUGCUAUCUCAAGACUUGACCAGAGCGAAAAAAUAAUUGUUCAAUUUCGAGAGAUUAACGAGGAAAAACCAAAUUUCGUUACAUUACAAUUUUAUUCAUUUUCCUCCAUCGAAAUAAUGUUCUUAUAACGUCUUCAUGUUAUAAUUACUCAUGAUAAUUCAUUUAAUUUUUUUUUUGUUGCUUAAUUUAUCGAUGGGAAACCUCGAGUAGUUGGAGAAUUCGUAGGAUUUUUUAUACCAAAAAAUGUAAUGAAAAUGUUUUUAUAAAAUUGUCGAAUUGAUGAGUUUCAGGGAAUUUUCAUUCAAUUACCGUUUUAAUGGUUAUCUCGGAACAAGUGAUAAGGUUUUUGGUGGUUUCAAACGAUUGAGGGGAGAUAUAUAAACCUGUGUAAGAUUGAAGAACAAAGGAAAAUAAAGUUUUUAAAA